AUGUUUCCUCUAGACUCGCCGUGGAACCUCUCGUUUGCAGGCUGCGGCUUCCUGGGUAUCUACCACGUCGGAGUGGCCAGCUGUCUGCUGGAGCAGGCGCCCUUUCUGGUGCACAACGCCAGGCACAUAUACGGGGCUUCAGCCGGAGCUAUCACCGCCGGUGCGCUGGUCACUGGAGUGUGUCUUGGAGAGACUGGUGCAGGGAUCAUCGAUGUGGCCAAGGAGGCGAGGAAGCGAUUCCUUGGACCCUUGCAUCCUUCCUUUAACCUGGUGAAGAUCAUGCGUCAGAUGUUACUGCGCACCCUGCCAGCUGAUUCUCACCAUGUGGCCAACGGACGGCUAGGAAUCUCUCUGACCCGAGUGACCGAUGGAGAAAAUGUCCUGGUGUCGCACUUCAACAACAAGGAGGAGGUGGUGCAGGCAGUUGUCUGCAGUGCUUUCAUCCCUGUGUAUUCUGGCCUUAUUCCUCCCACACUGCAAGGAGUGCGAUAUGUAGACGGAGGAAUCUCAGACAACCUGCCUCAGUAUGAACUGAAAAAUACCAUCACCGUGUCUCCGUUCUCCGGAGAGAGCGACAUCUGCCCCCGAGACACUUCCACCAACAUACACGAGCUGAGAUUUACCAACACAAGCAUCCAGUUCACUCUCACAAACCUCUACAGAGUCUCCAGGGCCCUCUUCCCUCCAGACCCAAUGGUUAUGAAGGCCAUGUGUAAGCAGGGAUAUAAAGAUGGUAUGCACUUUUUAAAGAGGAAUGGAUUGCUUAAUUUCAACGGGCCUCACAGAGACAGACCCCUGCUGGCUAAUGCUGAAGCAAAUGAGGAUUAUAAUGCUGAUAAGGAAGAAAAUAAAAGUGACCAAGAGGAGGAAAAGCCUGAUGUGGAACAGGGAGCAGUGGCGGUUUAUUGCAGUACCUCAGAAGAGGAGCAGUUCAUCCAACACCUUCCACCCACCCUGCACAAAGCUCUCAUCGAGGCCUGCAUGGAGAGGAGGAGCCUGAAGCAGUCGCUAAGCAACCUGCUUCCUGUCAGGAUGGCCUCCGCCAUGAUGCUGCCCUACACACUGCCUCUGGAGUCUGCCAUGUCCAUGACUCUCAGACUUCUGGAGUGGCUGCCAGAUAUACAAGAUGAUGUGGGAUGGAUGCAAGAGCAGAUAAUGAAAAUCCUACAGCAUGUUCUUGGCCAGGCCUCUAAAAGCAUUACCGAGCAUGUUUCUACCAGGUUAUCCUGGCAGAUGGAGCUCCACCACUACCAGUCCCUCCCGUCCCAGUUCAGCUCCACCAGCCUGUUCCCCAGCUGGGUGAAUGGGAGCAGUUCUUCAGUCCUGGAUGUGUUCAUGCGUCUCAACCAGUACAAGAACCAGCUGCUGUCUGGAGUGCUGUGUAUCAACAUGGACCUGCAAGGCUCCUUCAAAGCUGGAGCAGAAGAUCAGAGUCCUCCCCCCACCCUCUCCGCUGAAGGCCUCACAAUGGACAGAUGUUGCCUUGAAAUUCUUCCUGCUGCUGACUCUGAAGAAACCAUCAGCAGCUCCUAAGAUCUUCUGAAAGCUUUCCGCUGCAGCACUGAGCUUUAAACUGACUUAUUCCAGAUCAAGAAACAUUUCAAAAUGAUCUGAACCCAACUUCAGAUAUUCUAUCAGAAAGAAAUGUGUGAACCCAAUCAGCCACUUUGUAUAGUGGUUGGACAUUUUAAUCAUUUACCAAAUGUACACACAAUGUGUAUUAAAUAUAUUUGUUUAAUUAUACAUGACAAUUAAAUAAGUCUUUAACUACAAUGAAAUCAAGCAAACCCAUAGACAGUGUGUCUGUAACUCAAUGUGCUCAAACAUGAACAGACUAAGAUUACAGGGCACUACAAACAAAAAUGCACACUUUAAGUAGCAUUGUUAAAAUAAGCGAGUGUUUAUUUGUUUGUGGAAUGUAGUCAGACCAACAGCGUUCCUCCCAUAGAUGUAAAACAACUGUUUUCUAUCUAUGGUUCCUCAUGCAUCUGCAUCAGCUCUGAAACACUACUGCCCAACAGUGGAAGCACCAGUCUGUUGUUGCAAGUUCCACUUAGUGAUGCUUUAGUGUCAAUGCAGUGUUGUUUUUACUUUUGUUCUUUAAACUUAUUUAUAAAAGACUGCUCUGCUCUGUUUUUACCAAUCAUAGAAGUGUGUUUCAUUAUCUUUUUACUUAGAUGUGAGUAAAAACUAUUUAAUUUUAAAUCUAUAUUGUAUUGACUUUUGGCUUAAGAAUCACAUUCUUAUUUGCAUUCAAAUGCAAACAAUUACAUAUUUAUUAUAUUUUCAUAAUCAAAUAAUCAGUUUAAUCUGAAUUGCACUUUCCGUGUUAAUUAGGUAAGCUACCUGUUGAAUACUUGAUUCUUGUUUGUGUACUAUAAGAAAUAACUGACUGUUGUGCCUUAUGCAUUGAAAUAAUUGCCAAGUAAAUGUACCAUAUUGCCUAAAUGUUGGAGGGAAUAAUAUUUAUGUGAUCAUUAAAUACAAUUGAUUUAUUUAACAUU
This is a messenger RNA of Gymnodraco acuticeps, 2504 nucleotides long. RefSeq names its product patatin-like phospholipase domain containing 2 (gene pnpla2). Bases 1 to 1533 code for a protein of 510 amino acids. The transcript is spliced from 9 exons. Gene Ontology annotation, molecular function: triacylglycerol lipase activity. The record is from RefSeq and is a predicted model, not a curated record. Gene Ontology annotation, cellular component: membrane; lipid droplet; cytoplasm. Lineage: Eukaryota; Metazoa; Chordata; Actinopteri; Perciformes; Bathydraconidae. Gene Ontology annotation, biological process: lipid homeostasis; positive regulation of triglyceride catabolic process; triglyceride catabolic process.